Molecule: messenger RNA, 1507 nt
Organism: Linum tenue
Lineage: Eukaryota; Viridiplantae; Streptophyta; Magnoliopsida; Malpighiales; Linaceae
Source: the annotation of a GenBank genome assembly
UCCUUUCACAAUUUCGCUGAGAAACAACAAAAAAUUAAUCAAAUCGUUUCUCUUGCUCACAGUCACAGGUCACAAGUUUCUUCCCUUCAGUUUCCCUUUCCCGUAAACAAUUUAGUUGUUGGUUUCUCCUUUUCCCUACCGUUUCGCGCUGCCAGAAGCCCAAAACACGAAACCGUAGCCGGCCGAGGAUCGCUCUCAGCUCAGAAGGGAGGCUCAGAACGAUCUAGGGUUUCGUUUUUUCCUUGGGUUCGGCGGCGAUGGCGUCGAAGCGGAUUUUGAAGGAGCUCAAGGAUCUGCAGAAGGAUCCUCCUACCUCUUGCAGCGCAGGCUUCUAUCUGUGAUAUGAUGAGGGACUGUUUGGCGUCCUCAAUGUAGCAUCUUCUACAGGGAUGUUGUUUGUGCAAUUGUGCGUUUAAAGCAAGCUCUUUGUCUCUGCUUAUUUUUCAUUUAAGGUAAUAAAAUUCAGUCAGUUGGAAUCGUCUUUACUUCCGCUAAGCUGAGCCAGAAGAGAAGUGCCCUCUGUCAGUAAUAUGACAGUAGCACCAUAUUAGGAAGGAGUUUGUGAAGUGACCACCUUUCAGAUUGCUGUUUUUAUUUUGCUAUGGAACAUUUUAACUCACCUCUGGUUGAGUUGUCAUGGCGUGCAGGUCCUGUUGCUGAAGACAUGUUCCAUUGGCAAGCAACGAUAAUGGGUCCUCCAGAUAGUCCCUAUUCCGGUGGUGUGUUUCUAGUCAGUAUUCAUUUCCCGCCAGACUAUCCGUUCAAACCGCCAAAGGUUGCUUUCCGUACUAAGGUCUUUCACCCCAAUAUCAAUAGCAACGGUAGCAUUUGCCUUGAUAUUUUGAAGGAGCAAUGGAGCCCUGCACUCACCAUAUCCAAGGUCAUUGUCUCAACUGCUUACCAAUAUUUGGAAAUGAUCAAACCUCUUCUUGUGGACAUGUUCUGUGCUGUGUACUUUGGCAGUUUGGCUUAUGUCGGAACCGGUUUCCAUUACUCAAUAUCUGGCAGUAGUACUUGUUCCAUGGCUUAAUCCAAAGGAGCAGUAGUGUAGUAUAUUUGCGUCCUAUCAGUACUAAAUAGUCAUGGAAUCAACUUCUGCAGGUGUUGCUUUCGAUCUGUUCCCUACUGACAGACCCCAACCCGGAUGACCCUUUGGUGCCAGAGAUCGCCCACAUGUACAAGACUGAUCGGAGCAAGUACGAGACGACGGCUAGGAGCUGGACUCAGAAGUACGCGAUGGGCUAGCAUAAUCUGCCGAUGUGCGUUCUCUGGGAAAGGGAGAACUUUCUUUACUUUUGUGCCAUUAGUUCAUGAAAGAAAAUUGUUGUGUAUGAAAGCAAAAGUAUGAUAUUGCUGUGCGUCUUAUGAACGGGACCUUGAAAGACAAAAUGGUCAGGUCUGUCUAGACAGACUUGUGCCCUGUUCUCUCUGAAAUCAAACACAUCGGUUGUGUAUUAAUUGUCGAUCAGAAUCUAUCUAUACAAAAUUUCCUUAAGAGAACAGUUCU